ACCAGCCCAGGGGCUGCCAGAAGUCAUGCUUCGCUCAGCCCUGCCACCGGCCCGGCCCAGGAGGUGCCCCCCUUUCUGAUUCUGGCUCCGCCUCUUCCCUCCUUCCUUCCAGUGUGUAUCUCACCCCGCCGCCCCCGCUCCCGUCCCCCAAGCCUGUGCUGCCCCAGGCACCUCCCGGCGGGAGAGACAUAGAACAAGAGGACUGACGGAAGGAGAGACUGACGGCAGCAGCAUGGCGGAAAAGAACCUGGAGAGGUGUCAGCAGCAGGCGGACGAAGUGACGGAAAUCAUGCUGAACAACUUUGAGCGGGUGCUGGAGCGGGAUGGAAAACUGGCCGAGUUGGAGCAUCGAUCAGACCAGCUCCUUGAUAUGAGCUCGGCCUUCAGCAAGACAACCAAAACCCUGGCCCAGAAGAAGCGCUGGGAGAACAUCCGAUGGAGAGUGAUCCUGGGCGCUGUCGUCGGCUGCUUAUUGCUAGUCAUUCUCAUCACGCUGCUGGUUGUCUUCAUUCCCCGGGAGUGAGCCAGCUGUGGCCACAGGGUAGGGGGAUUCAUCCCAGGCCAGGAGACUGAACCAGAACUCGGGAAAAGAGAGACCAACCUCACCCGUUGCACUGAGCCUCACGAGCUGCUGUGGUCCUGGGAACCACAGAUGGUGAUGGAGUUGGAGAAACUCUGGGGAUUUUUUCAAUAGUGGACUUGACUCCACCAGCUGCACUGUUACUAGACAUUGAUGCCUUGAGUCUUGCUGACCCUGAGCACCACAGGGUCCCAGCUAUACUGCCCCGCCGCUGGACCCUCCAGAGCUCAGUAAAUACCACUCACUAUUGGGUAAACAGUCUGGUUUCUGUGCGAAAGGUUCAGAGCAGGUUCCCUUCUUGUUCUCCACCCUGGUUAGGAAGUCCACCACCUCCAAGCCGGCAUCCCCAGGGGACAGACUGUCUCUACAACCUAGCUGGCCUUUUCCUGGAGUAUGCCCACAUCAGUGAGGCUCUGGCCUCAGAGUCAGGAAACCUGGGAUUCAAAUCCUAUCUCAGACACACCGGGCGAGUCACUUAAUGUCUCUGGUCCUCAGUUUUCUCAUCCAUAAAAAUCAGGGGGUUGGAUUCAUUGGCUGCCAAGGUACCGUCCAGCCCUAACUCUAUAAACCUAAUGAUGCAUCACGGAGUGUCGAUGUCCCAUCUCCCAAGUUUUCUGCUUUUUGCUUCGGAGGCAGCUCUAGGGUACUUUGGAGGGGGUGCUCUGGCUUGAUGUAUAGCCCUGCCCACAACAGUCCAUACUCCACAACCUCAAGACAGGAUCCCUCCCUCUUUCUGAGCUCCGGUUACUACUUUAGUUCCUGGCAGUUCCUUCCUUCCCUCCUUCCUUCCAGAAGUUCUAAAUCUCAGCUCUAGAAAAGACAUCAGAGGCCAUCUAGUCCAAUGUACUUUACAGAUUAGGAAACUAAGGGCUAGAGGAAUCUAGUGACUUGCUGGCAAAGAUGAAGUGGAUAGAAUGCUGGACCUGGGGUCAAGAAGUCCUGAGUUCAAAUCCAACUUCAGAUAGAUAACAGCUAUGUAACUAUGGGCAAGUGACUUAAAUCUUUACCUGCCUCAGUUUUCACA
Dromiciops gliroides (monito del monte) is the source of this 1604-nucleotide messenger RNA. RefSeq names its product vesicle associated membrane protein 5 (gene VAMP5). The transcript has 3 exons. Gene Ontology annotation, cellular component: plasma membrane. Lineage: Eukaryota; Metazoa; Chordata; Mammalia; Microbiotheria; Microbiotheriidae. The coding region runs from base 233 to 523 and encodes 96 amino acids. The record is from RefSeq and is a predicted model, not a curated record. Gene Ontology annotation, biological process: Golgi to plasma membrane protein transport.